Spodoptera litura is the source of this 1475-nucleotide messenger RNA. RefSeq lists its product as uncharacterized. Lineage: Eukaryota; Metazoa; Arthropoda; Insecta; Lepidoptera; Noctuidae. The record is from RefSeq and is a predicted model, not a curated record.
UUUAAGCCGUCGCGCGCCAGUCGCUAACCCGCCUUCACAACGCGCGCAUGCGCGUUCACAAACAAAAUUGAAACCGGUUCCGUAUUACAAACAUAGUUACAAAAUUCUUUAAAAGAAAGUCUGUGUUAAGUGUUUAUUGAUGUUAAUCUGAGGAACCUAAUAUUGGAAAAUUAACAAAAUGAAUAUUAUCUGGUGCUUCGCCGUGCUGGCAGUGACAUGGCGGACAGCGAGUGGUCACGGCAGACUCAUUGAACCUCCAUCACGCGCCUCCGCCUGGCGCUUCGGCUUCGACACACCACACAACUACAAUGACCACGAACUUUAUUGCGGAGGCUUCUCCAGACAGUGGAACAAGAACGACGGGAAAUGCGGAGUCUGUGGAGACGCUUGGGACGCACCACCUCCCAGAGCUCACGAACUCGGCGGCAGAUUCGGCAAAGGUGUCAUCGUCCGCAAAUACGCACCCCAAGACUCCAUCGUCAUCAAAGUAGAACUAACCGCCAAUCACAACGGCUUCUUCGAGUUCAGAGUCUGCGACGAGCCAAAGGGAACCACUCAAGAUUGUUUAGACAAAAACGUACUGAAACUAGACGGUAAAGACGACGGAACCAAAUUCUACCCGAAAGAUGGAAAUAAAGUAUACGAGAUGAAAUAUAAGCUACCUGAAGGAAUGAAUUGUUCCCAUUGCGUGCUGCAAUGGAGAUAUAUCGCUGGCAAUAAUUGGGGUUCAUGUGGAAACGGGACCGAGGCCGUGGGGUGUGGCCCACAGGAAGAAUUUAGGGCAUGUGCUGACAUAGCUAUAGGAGAACGGUUCGCCACUACGACCAGACGUCCCAGACCGAGCUACGUGCCUCCAAACAGAAGACCAACAGUGCCAACUCCAGAAGAGUCUACUGGAAGCUCUUGGUACGGCUUCGUGGUCGCCAUCGUCACGUUGCUCGUUGCUAUCGGCGUUCUAGCAGCAAUUUACUUGUAUUACUACAGAGGUGGCUUUAAGAUUAAGAAUUUCCUUAAGUCGAAAGUGCCACCACCGGCGCCUGUUCCUCCACCGAGGCACAAGAGGUCAUCUCUAUCGAGAGAACAACCUCCAGAACUAACGCCAUCAAAAAUAGGGAUCGACUCGGGAUUCGAGACGGUGGACCUUAGAGCCAAGUAGAAUAGUGUGGAUAGUAUAAGCUGACCUACCUAAGCUGCCUUUACAUAGUGAUAUAAGUCUUGUGUGACUGAGUUACGUAGAGAUUUGACUUCAGUGGGCUUAGUACGAGUUUGUAUUCGGCGAUCUGAUUGGCCGGCUCCAAUGAACCAGCCAAUCAGAGCGUCGAACGUGGUCUCGUUUCGGUUACUUUAAACAUAAAACAAAUUCGUACUAAGGCCCCGAUAAAGUCGGUUCAUAGGUGAUUAACUUAAUUUUAAUUUUAGGUUAAUUUUACUUUUGUAAAUUAAUAGAUAUUAUUUAUGUUAAAUUAAAUGUUAUG